GCAGCUGUGAACUCUUAUGAUAAUUGGCCUACAGUAGCUUUAUUUGGACAACCUUGUACCUAAAGAGAGAAAAUGGCUUGUGCUGAGUUUCCUUUUCAUGUGCCAAGUCUAGAGGAGCUGGCUGGAGUUCUACAGAAUGGGUUACAAGAGAAUUUUGCUGAUGCCCAGGUGUCUGUAGUUGAUUGCCCUGAUUUGACUAAGGAGCCAUUUACAUUUCCUGCAAAAGGCAUCUGUGGGAAAACUAGAAUUGCAGAAGUAGGAGGUGUGCCUUACUUAAUGCCUCUUGUAAACAAAAAAAAAGUUUAUGAUGUGAAUAAGAUUGCAAAAGAAAUCAGGCUGCCUGGAGCUUUCAUUCUCGGUGCAGGGGCAGGCCCAUUUCAGACUCUUGGGUUCAAUUCUGAGUUUAUGCCAGUUAUUCAAACAGAAGGUGCGCACACACCUCCUGUGAAUGGCAGUUACUUUGCUCGAGUGAACCCUGCAGAUGGAGGGUGCCUGCUGGAGAAAUACAGUGAGAAACAUCAGGAUUAUGGGUGUGCAUUACUGGCUAAUCUUUUUGCCAGUGAGGGCCAACCUGGCAAGGUCAUUGAGGUGAAAGCCAAAAGAAGAACUGGAAAGCUUAACUUUGUAACUUGUAUGAGAGAGACUCUUGAAAAACAUUAUGGAGAUAAACCUAUAGGGAUGGGAGGGACUUUCCUCGUUCAGAAGGGAAAAGUAAAAGCUCACAUUAUGCCUGCAGAGUUUUCUUCCUGCCCAUUGAACUCUGAUGAAGAUGUGAAUAAAUGGUUGCAGUUUUAUGAGAUGCAGGGUCCUUUGGUUUGUCUGCCAGUUUUUGUCUCCAAAGACCCAGGGUUUGAUUUGCGACUGGAGCAUACUCAUUUUUUUAGUCAUCAUGGAAACGGCGGGCACUACCAUUAUGACACUACCCCAGAUACAGUGGAGUAUCUUGGGUACUUCUCACCUGCGGAGUUUCUCUUUCGUAUUGAUCAGCCAAAAGAGACCCAUUCAAUUGGGCGAGAUUAAGUCAGGUGAUGCUCAUUUAGAAAUGGAAAUAAGGUUUCUCUUUAAAAAUUUAAAUCAAGAUCAUUAAUGGAUACUAGUAUGAAAUCCAAUGGAAAUGAUCUCAC
Messenger RNA from Chrysochloris asiatica (Cape golden mole), 1124 nucleotides. RefSeq names its product chromosome unknown open reading frame, human C11orf54 (gene BKGD). The record is from RefSeq and is a predicted model, not a curated record. Gene Ontology annotation, molecular function: hydrolase activity, acting on ester bonds; zinc ion binding. Gene Ontology annotation, cellular component: nucleus. The transcript is spliced from 8 exons. NCBI's taxonomy places the organism in Eukaryota, Metazoa, Chordata, Mammalia, Afrosoricida, Chrysochloridae. Bases 73 to 1020 code for a protein of 315 amino acids.